UACUUCUGUAAAUAUAUUUCUUAAAAGAAUUACAAUCCCAGUUAGACUCGGUCUCAUGUUUGGUUGCUCAUAUGUUUCACAAUCUUUCAAACAAAAUAUUAGAGUUAGACUAUCGUCUAGCGUUUGAAAUAACUUAUUUUUAGUGAGGAUCUAUAGUCACACAAAUAUCUGGUGCAUAAACCAUUGGCUGAUUUGUCAUGAAAGAGCUCAUAGUAAACAGACAAAUAAAACAAAACAAUGAAAGAAAUCAGAAAUAAGAAUAAUGUGACUUGACAUAUUCAGUGUACACUACAACUUAGCUUAAACUUUGUCACAUGCAAGAGCUCUUAUAAGACUUUCUACAAACGUGAAAACAUUUACGCCAACAACAAAUUCUUCCUAUACAUACCCCCGCGCCAUCCCAUGUAGCCCUCACAUUCAACACAGCAAAAAUAUUACUCUCCAAUAAGCUAACUUCAUACAAUCUUCUAUUACGGCACUGAUAAUCUAGUCUAGCAUAUCGACCGGGCUUUCACGUAAUCACAUGGACGCUGGUUGUUGACAUGGACAACUACAAAAGAAAUCCACUAAAACCAUGGAAAGGGGUCCUGCUGGAGGAAAAGGUGGCCCACAGAACGCACAAUGUGAAUACCGAGGUGUUCGACAAAGAACAUGGGGCAAAUGGGUGGCAGAAAUCAGAGAGCCAAAGAAGAGAACUAGGAUGUGGUUAGGAUCUUUUGCUACAGCUGAACAAGCUGCCAUGGCUUAUGAUGAAGCAGCUAGGAGAUUCUAUGGACCAGAUGCUUACCUUAAUUUACCCCACAUGAGAGCUAAUUUCAAUCCAUUGAACAAAUCAAAAAGUUCAAAUGGUUUUCUUCAAGCAACGUCUUCACUAAUAGCACUGGCGUGCUCAACUUAUGUGCUCAGCCUAAUGUUCAUGUAAUUCACCAAAA
Molecule: messenger RNA, 932 nt
Organism: Capsicum annuum
Lineage: Eukaryota; Viridiplantae; Streptophyta; Magnoliopsida; Solanales; Solanaceae
Product: dehydration-responsive element-binding protein 2E-like
Exons: 1
Coding region: 575-922 (115 amino acids)
Biological process (GO): response to stress; positive regulation of DNA-templated transcription
Cellular component (GO): nucleus
Molecular function (GO): DNA-binding transcription factor activity; transcription cis-regulatory region binding
Source: RefSeq, a predicted model, not a curated record